UGAAUAUGUAGGCUGGUCGACAUCAACCGGCUGCACUCGCACCGUCUCUUCGUCCCACACACACACACGCACACACACAUACACACACAGACACACAAACACACAAACUAACAGUAACGGAGGCUGCUCCAUCAUGCACAGCAAAGAGCACAUCAGUCAUGACGAAUACCAGAAGACAGCUGACUGGCUGAUGUCCCAAACAAAGCACCGACCCCAGGUAGCAAUCAUCUGUGGAUCCGGACUGGGCAUGCUCGCUGACACACUGAAGUGUCAAGACUCCUUUGCUUAUUCUGACAUCCCAGGCUUCCCUCAGAGCACAGUCCAGGGUCAUGCAGGUCGGCUUGUUUUUGGGGAACUGAAGGGGAAGACAUGCGUGUGCAUGCAGGGUCGCUUCCACAUGUAUGAAGGACACUCUCUCUGCAAGACGACCUUCCCCAUUCGAGUUUUCAAGCUGCUCGGAGUGGAGACCCUGAUUGUCACAAAUGCUGCUGGCUCACUGGCCGAUGGCUUCCAGACUGGAGACAUCAUGAUCAUCAAAGACCACAUCAACUUUCCCGGAUUGGUCGGUCUGAACCCGCUGUGUGGGCCCAACGAUGAGAAGUUUGGUCCUCGCUUCCCAGCCAUGUCUGGUUGCUAUGACAAAGGUCUACGUUGCCUUGCUAUGGAGAUCGCCAAAGAGCUGGGUGUGGCCAGUGUUCUGCAGGAAGGCGUGUACGCCAUGGUGGGUGGCCCCAACUUUGAAACCAUUGCUGAGGCCAGACUGUUGCAUCGGCUUGGUGUGGACGCUGUUGGUAUGAGUACAGCUCCUGAGGUGGUUGUGGCAACUCACUGCGGUCUGAGAGUCUUUGGCCUCUCUUUGAUCACCAACAAGGUGGUGAAGAGUUACGAGGACACGGAAAGCGUGAACCACGAGGGCGUCUUGGAGAUCGGCCGGCUGCGCUCUCACACCGUGCAGCAGCUGGUGACUGAGCUGAUCGACAGGAUGGAGAUCAAUAACAACGACAACCUUAAUAAAUCUAUCUGAAAAACGUACAAUCACACAAAAACACAUGAAGAUUGUGUACAUAUUUCACUGGUGCAUUCACAACAUUUUUAGCACUUCUUCCUGUUUUGUUUUGCUGUAAUUAAACUUUAUUUAUAUCAACAUGGUGCCUAAUAUUCUCCAUCAGGGUAAAUCAGAGUGUAAGUAUUCUUUUAUGAUAUUUGACUUUAAAUCCUAAAACUUUAUAUACCAAUAACCGCUGUGUUUGAAGGUGCUUUAAUAUGAAAAACAUGAGACACAGUUUUCUUUUUGUAUUAUUGUCUUGCACAUUUUUGUUGUAGAAUUGUAUGUAAUGUAAAGUAUUAGUAAAGUAUGUCACAGAUUUCCUGAUUGAUGUUAAUCUGAUUAAACAAACUGCCAC
Maylandia zebra (zebra mbuna) is the source of this 1403-nucleotide messenger RNA. It is a transcript of the gene pnp4a, whose product is annotated as purine nucleoside phosphorylase 4a. The record is from RefSeq and is a predicted model, not a curated record. Gene Ontology annotation, molecular function: purine-nucleoside phosphorylase activity. Gene Ontology annotation, biological process: nucleoside metabolic process. Lineage: Eukaryota; Metazoa; Chordata; Actinopteri; Cichliformes; Cichlidae. Gene Ontology annotation, cellular component: cytoplasm.